GGGACUGGGAAAAGCCAGUGUUACCUAAAACCCUUAUUUGUUGUUCGCAUCCUCCCGUCUCUUCAUCAAUGGCGGCCUCCCACCUCAUCUCCCAGCCCUCAUCUUUUUCCAAUACCUUAAAAUGCCUUCCAAAGCCAUACUCCAAACCCUUCAUAAUGAACCCUACACCCUUCCAACCCACAAGCUCAAGGUCCCUAAACCUGAGGGCAGUUCUGUCCGAAAACCAAGCAAAGUCGUUGACCUCCGAUUCACAGCCCCAAAAGGUCCAACACUGUUUCUCUAAAUCCGACAAUGGGUAUUUGUAUUGCGAGGGUCUUCGGGUUCAGGAUGUGAUGGAAACGGUGGAAAGGCGGCCGUUUUACCUCUACAGUAAGCUCCAAAUCACCAGAAAUGUCGAAGCUUAUAGGGAAGCUUUGGAGGGUUUGAAUUCUAUUAUCGGCUAUGCAAUUAAGGCCAAUAAUAAUCUCAAGAUUUUGGAGCAUUUGAGGAAGUUGGGCUGUGGGGCUGUCUUAGUAAGUGGCAAUGAACUCAGAUUGGCGCUCCAUGCCGGGUUUGAUCCUACAAGGUGUAUCUUUAAUGGAAAUGGAAAGCUGCUGGAAGAUCUGGUGCUAGCCGCUCAAGAAGGUGUUUUUGUCAAUGUUGAUAGUGAAUUUGACUUGGACAACAUCAUAUCUGCUGCAAGAGUUGCUGGGAAGAAAGUCAAUGUAUUGCUUCGGAUUAAUCCAGACGUGGACCCUCAGGUUCAUCCUUAUGUGGCCACUGGUAAUAAGAACUCCAAAUUUGGCAUCAGAAAUGAGAAGCUGCAAUGGUUUUUAGAUGCUGUGAAGGCACAUCCUGAUGAACUGAAGCUUGUGGGGGCACAUUGCCAUCUUGGUUCCACUAUCACCAAGGUUGACAUUUUCAGGGAUGCUGCAGUCCUUAUGGUGAAUUACAUAGACCAAAUCCGUGCCGAAGGCUUUGAAAUUGACUACUUAAACAUUGGAGGUGGGCUGGGGAUUGACUAUUACCACACUGGUGCCAUCCUUCCCACUCCCAGGGAUCUGAUCGACACUGUACGGGAGUUAGUAUUGUCACGAGAUCUCAAUCUCAUCAUUGAACCUGGGAGAUCAGUGAUUGCUAAUACUUGCUGCUUGGUUAAUCGUGUCACUGGGGUUAAAACUAAUGGAACAAAAAAUUUUAUUGUCAUUGAUGGCAGCAUGGCUGAACUUAUCAGGCCCAGUCUGUAUGAUGCUUAUCAACACAUAGAGCUGGUUUCUCCUCCACCAUCUGAUGCUGAACUUUCUACAUUCGAUGUGGUUGGACCAGUUUGCGAGUCAGCAGAUUUCUUGGGGAAGGAAAGGAAGCUUCCAAUUCCAUCUAGGGGAGCUGGCUUGGUAGUUCACGAUGCUGGCGCUUAUUGUAUGAGCAUGGCGUCCACAUAUAAUCUCAAGAUGCGCCCUCCUGAAUACUGGGUUGAAGAGGACGGAUCAGUGGUGAAGAUCCGGCACGGGGAGACAUUCGAAGACCAUCUGAGAUACUUUGAUGCUCUCUAGUUUUGAUUAGCGUCUGAGUAUUUGAUUCGUAUUUCAGGACCGAAUGUUAUGUAUUCUAAUUGUAACAUUUUAUUGAUGACACCAUUGUUUUGCUCUGGAGUGUAGCUGUUGAAGAACAAUGCAUAUCAUCUUCGUAUAUCUUUGCUUUAUUCA
This is a messenger RNA of Diospyros lotus (date-plum), 1685 nucleotides long. RefSeq names its product diaminopimelate decarboxylase 1, chloroplastic-like. The record is from RefSeq and is a predicted model, not a curated record. NCBI's taxonomy places the organism in Eukaryota, Viridiplantae, Streptophyta, Magnoliopsida, Ericales, Ebenaceae. The transcript is spliced from 8 exons. Gene Ontology annotation, cellular component: chloroplast. The coding region runs from base 69 to 1532 and encodes 487 amino acids. Gene Ontology annotation, molecular function: diaminopimelate decarboxylase activity.